UUGCAUAUCUCCCUAUUUCUAUAUCACUCGUUUACAACAAUUUCACAAAAUUGUACUUAUCUUUAGUGCUUUGAGUUGUAGAUUCUGUGUAUACAUCCAUACUUUUCAUUUCCAGGAUGUCUGAGGAGCAUCAGCAUCAUCUGUUUCACCACAAGAAAGAUGAGGAGGUGAGCGGCGAUGCAGAUAACAGUGCUUAUGUAGAGCAGACGACUGGUGAAUAUGGGGGUGAAGACAAGUAUGAAAAGGCGAGAAAGGAGGAAAAACACCACAAGCAUCUGGAGGAAGGUGGUGAACUUGGAACCGCCACCGCUGGAGGAUUUGCGAUGUAUGAGAAGCACGAAGCAAAGAAAGAUCCAGAGAAAGCUCACAGGCACAAGAUAGAGGAGGAGAUUGCUGCAGCCGCUGCUGUGGGCGGUGGUUGAGCUGUAUUCCAUGAACACCAUGAGAAGAAGGAAGAUAAGAAAGAAGAAGAGGAAGCACAUGGCAAGAAGCAUCACCAUCUCUUUUGAACAUCCAGUUCUAACAAUAAAUCUAUUACAGAAAAUAGAUAUUUGUUUAUAUAUAUAUAAAAAUAUUUUUAAGCGUUGUAUUAUUAAGGCAGCAUUGUUGUGAAGUACUUACAAUAAAUCUAUUGCAGAAAAUAGAUAUUUAUAUAUAUAUUAUUAAGUGUUGUGCUGUA
Messenger RNA from Cryptomeria japonica (Japanese cedar), 679 nucleotides. Its product is annotated as abscisic stress-ripening protein 5. Bases 117 to 422 code for a protein of 101 amino acids. The transcript is spliced from 2 exons. The record is from RefSeq and is a predicted model, not a curated record. Lineage: Eukaryota; Viridiplantae; Streptophyta; Pinopsida; Cupressales; Cupressaceae.